UGAGAUAAAAGGAGUAAUUGUCACCAACUCAAUAUUUGAAGUUGUAAGAGGAUCGCAGGAGAUUGUUCACGCGAAGACUUAUUUUUUGACUGCGUAGUUAGCCGUCAUAGCCCUUUAUUUUAUGAAUGAAAUGUCCGACUCCGACCCACCUCCUCACUCCCUCGUUGCUCCCUCGCUAUUUCCGCUCACUACUCCGCUCAUGCGCUCGCCAGUCCCUUCUCUCCACAGCUCAGAAACUCCACUCCAUUAUUCUCACCACAGGCAUCGCCGUUUCCCCCAACACCUUCCUCCUCAACGCGCUCCUCCACGUGUAUGCUCGUUGCGGCUUUCCUCGCUAUGCAUGCCACCUGUUCAGCCAAAUUCCUCACUCCCACAAAGACACUGCCGAUUGGACCUCCCUCUUAACCUGUCUUACAAAACACGGUGCCACACCUGCACAUGGGUUAUCUUUGUUUAAAGAAAUGCGCAAAGAAGGCGUCGCCCUUGAUGAUGUAGCGAUGGUUUGCGUGUUUGGUUUGUGUGCACGUUUGGUGCAUUUAGAGAUGGGGAGGCAAGCGCAUGGAUGUCUGGUAAAAACGGGUUUAGGAUCUAGUAUUAAGACGUCUAAUGCGGUGAUAAAUAUGUACGUAAAAUGUGGAUUAAUGGGCGAGGCAAGAAGAGUUUUUAGUGAGAUGGAUGAGCAAAAUGUAGUUUCAUGGACUGUCUUGUUGGAGGGGGUCGUGAAUUGGGAGGGGGUGAAGAAUGGGAGAGUGGUGUUUGAUCAAAUGCCAGUGAGAAAUGAGGUUGGUUGGACUCUAAUGAUUGCGGGAUAUGUGGGGACUGGCUUUUGUAAAGAGGGGUUCUUUCUUCUAUCUCAAAUGGUUUUGGGUCUAAGAUUAGAGUUGAAUUAUGUAACGAUUUGUUCAAUUUUAUCGGCUUGUGCACAGUCGGGGGAUGUGAUGAUGGGGAGAUGGGUUCAUGUUUAUGCUUUGAAGUCAAUGGGAAGGGAGAUGGAUAUCAUGGUGGGCACGGCGUUGGUGGACAUGUACGCAAAGUGUGGUCGGAUAAACAUGGCUUAUGAUGUUUUCAAAUUCAUGCCAAAAAGGAAUGUGGUGGCAUGGAAUGCAAUUCUUGGUGGUUUGGCAAUGCAUGGAAAUGGUAAAAUUGUAUUGGAUAUAUUUCCCAAAAUGAUUCAAGAAGCUAAGCCAGAUGAUUUAACCUUUAUGGCUGUGCUAAGCGCUUGCAGCCACUCUGGUUUAGUUGAUGAAGGUCGCCGUUACUUUCAUAACCUUGAAUCUGAGUAUGGUAUAACCCCUAAAAUCGAGCACUAUGCCUGUAUUGUGGAUCUUCUGGGUCGAGCUGGUUGUUUAGAAGAAGCAGAGAUUUUGAUAAAGAAAAUGCCAAUGCCUCUGAAUGAGGUUGUUUUGGGAUCCCUUUUGGGUUCUUGCAAUGUCCACGGGAAGCUACAGCUUGGUGAGAAAAUUCUGCAGGAGCUGUCUGAGUUGGAUCCACACAAUAACGUGCAUCAUAUAUUGCUUUCAAAUAUGUAUGCUCUUGCAGGAAAGCAAGACAAGGCUAACUCCCUUCGACAAGUCCUCAAAAGCAAGGGAUUCAAAAAGGUGCCUGGAAUGAGCUAUAUUCACGUUAAUGGUCAAGUUCACCAGUUCAUCUCAGGGGAUAAAUUACACCCGGAAAUGCAGGAGAUUUACCUGAUGCUGGAGGAUAUGAUUCGAAGAUUGAGAUUGGCUGGUUAUGUCCCUAAUACUGCUUCACAAAUUUUCUCUGGUUGUGAUGGGAGCGAGAGUAACCCGGAGGAGAUGGAGGAGAAGGAACUGGCAUUAUUCUCCCACAGCGAGAAGUUGGCAGUCUGUUUUGGGCUCAUAAACACAAGACCUGGGUCGCCUCUAUAUAUAUUCAAGAAUCUACGCAUAUGCCAGGAUUGUCAUUCUGCUAUUAAAAUUGCUUCGGAUAUAUACAACAGAGAAAUAGUUGUGAGGGAUCGUAAUCGUUUUCAUUGUUUCAUGCGGGGUUCAUGUUCUUGUUCGGAUUAUUGGUGAACCCAGCUGUACCAUGUACAUAUAUAUAAACAGUUGCAAUUCAUGUUAACGUUCUUGCACCAGAUAAUAGAUCUUUUUCAAUUUUUCUCA
Messenger RNA from Manihot esculenta (cassava), 2126 nucleotides. RefSeq names its product pentatricopeptide repeat-containing protein At5g15340, mitochondrial. The record is from RefSeq and is a predicted model, not a curated record. Lineage: Eukaryota; Viridiplantae; Streptophyta; Magnoliopsida; Malpighiales; Euphorbiaceae. The coding region runs from base 126 to 2036 and encodes 636 amino acids. Gene Ontology annotation, biological process: RNA modification. The transcript has a single exon. Gene Ontology annotation, molecular function: protein binding; zinc ion binding; RNA binding.